UGCAAAGUCUUAUUUUAUUUCAGUCAAACUCAAAUCAAAACCUCAUCACUCUCUCUGCAUUGCAUUGCAUUGCUUCCAACAAUCUCCAAAACAUCCAUCUUUUCAACCUCCAUGUUCUUUCUACUCAAUCAUUAUCCUAUAUAAAUUACUAACAUGUUUUCUUGAUUUCAAACUUCACUUUCCAAAACCAUUCUUAUAACACAUGGAUCAAUUGGAUGUAUCAGAGGAAGAUCAUGUAGGGUUAUUGAUUCAGAAAGAGAUUUCUUUUGGCUUCAAAAAAGAUGGACUUUUCGUCUUUGAUGAACCCCUCAAACGUGCUCGUUUCAAUGCAAUCAAUUGGAUUUUCAAAAUAACAGAAGCAUUGGAUUUUCACUUUCAAACAGCUUAUUUGUCAGUGACUUACUUGGAUCAGUUCCUUACCAAACGCUACAUUGAUGCGGAGAAGAAUUGGGCGAUAAGAUUGUUAUCAAUUGCUUGUGUUUCUCUGGCUGCAAAGAUGGAAGAAUGCAAUGUGCCGGAGCUAUCGAAGUUUCAAUUGGAAGAUUGUUAUUUCUUUCAAGGAAAAGUGAUUCAGAAAAUGGAACUUUUGGUUCUUACCACAUUGGAUUGGAACAUGAGUAUCAUUACUCCCUUUUCAUUCCUUUCUUACUUCAUCAAAAAGUUCGGAAAUGAUUCCGACACAAUGCAACCUAUCUUUACUGUAAUUAUGGAAGGGUUCAAUCUAAUGGAUCACAGACCAUCUGUUGUUGCAGCAGCUGCUACAUUGUUGGCAUUGGAUCAAACAUUGACCAUAGAAGAUGUGAGGUUGAAAAUGGAUUCGAUUUCGCAAAUCGAACCGAAUGAUGUUUUUGAUUGCUACACUCUAAUUCGGAGAUUAUAUGAGGAGAAGAUGAAAAGAGAGGAGCAUCUAUAUACACCGAAUACUUCGGUUAUCCGAUCCAGGACAAUUGAUUAUGCUGUUUCUAUGACAAAGAGAAGAAGACUGUCGUUCAUCGAUGAUGAAGAUGGUGGCGACGAGAAGGAUCCACAUCAAGAAGAUCCCAAAACUUGAAGUUUUAACAGUUCUAUGUGAAGAUUAUGUUUUGUCCAUCUUUGUUACUUUUUUGUCAUAGUUUCAUAUCAUCAAGAGAGAUAGAGAAAGGUUUUGAUUGUUACUAGACUAAAAAUAGUUUGGAUUUAUUGGUUGUUACGACGAGGAACAUCGAGGCAAAGGAAACUCGGGUUUUCGGAUACAUUUAGUAGUUGAAAUGCUGAAAUUAGCAGGUAAAUUUGAAGUGUUAAUAUAGUUUGAUCUCACAAAUAAUGGCAAUAAUGAUGAUGGAAGGUUUAGAAAUGUGAUGAAAAAGUGGGAAAGUGGGAAAAGAAAAACAGUGUUGGUGUCAUAGGUUGCAUGGUUUAUGUUUCAUGUUAGCCAUGAGAAAUGUCUUGUAAAGAUUGAUUGGAUUUGUUUGAAUGUUUGAGACUGCUUUUAAGGCGGGACCUACCGUUUUGCCUGGCUUUCUUGUGUUCAUGGGUCAUGAAACUCAGAUGUUUGUUGAAUCAAAAGUGUUUUUCUGUUGGUUA
Molecule: messenger RNA, 1563 nt
Organism: Lathyrus oleraceus (garden pea)
Lineage: Eukaryota; Viridiplantae; Streptophyta; Magnoliopsida; Fabales; Fabaceae
Product: cyclin-D5-1
Exons: 5
Coding region: 203-1051 (282 amino acids)
Source: RefSeq, a predicted model, not a curated record